Messenger RNA from Brassica oleracea var. oleracea, 954 nucleotides. RefSeq lists its product as uncharacterized. The transcript is spliced from 2 exons. The coding region runs from base 1 to 954 and encodes 317 amino acids. Lineage: Eukaryota; Viridiplantae; Streptophyta; Magnoliopsida; Brassicales; Brassicaceae. The record is from RefSeq and is a predicted model, not a curated record. Gene Ontology annotation, molecular function: zinc ion binding.
AUGGGAUUGGAUUAUAGCUACACGCAGCCGUUUAAUUCAGAGGAUUAUGGUUUAGGGAACACAUCAGUCAGUGGCCACAGCUCCACAGAAAUGAAUAUACUCCUAGAACAAGCAGAGAUCAAAGCCACGCGGGUUCAGUACCCUCCGCACCCGGAGGUUGAGUUCGGCUUCCCCAAGGAAUGUUACUGUGGUCGCGAACCGGUUAUUAGGACAUCUGUCUCAAGAAAUGACCCUGGGAGAAGGUUCUACACCUGUGAGAACAUCGUUGAUGGAGACUGCCAUGUAUACAAGUGGUGGGAUGUAGCGGGUACAGAGGAGAUCAAACCAAUAGGUACACAGUAUGCUCUGCUUUCUGAUAAGGUGAACUAUAUUGCGGCUGUUAGUGACUACGAGUCAGAACUAAACCAGGUAAAAGAUCUCCAUCAUGAGACUGAACUGAAGUUGGUUGUGCUUGAGAAGACUCUCGCUGAGUUAUCAAAGAAAAUUUCUCCGUUUGGUAAUCGAUUUGAAGUCGUACUAGGUGGUCUGGUUCUUGUAGUAAUGGUAAUGGCUGUGUUUGAAUGUUACUGUGGUCGCGAACCGGUUAUUAGGACAUCUGUCUCAAGAACUGACCAUGGGAGAAGGUUCUACACCUGUGAGAACAUCGACGAUGGAGACUGCCAUGUAUACAAGUGGUGGGAUGUAGCGGCUACAGAGGAGAUCAAAGCAAUAGGUACACAGUAUGCUCUGCUUUCUGAUAAGGUGGACUAUAUUGCGGCUGUUAGUGACUACGAAUCAGAACUAAACCAGGUAAAAGAUCUCCAUCAUGAGACUGAACUGAAGUUGGUUGUGCUUGAGAAGACUCUCGCUGAGUUAUCAAAGAAAAUUUCUCCGUUUGGUAAUCGAUUUGAAGUCGUACUAGGUGGUCUGGUUCUUGUAGUAAUGGUAAUGGUUGUGUUUGUAAUGUUUAAGUAG